Megachile rotundata (alfalfa leafcutting bee) is the source of this 681-nucleotide messenger RNA. It is a transcript of the gene mRpS18B, whose product is annotated as mitochondrial ribosomal protein S18B. Gene Ontology annotation, biological process: mitochondrial translation. Gene Ontology annotation, molecular function: structural constituent of ribosome. The record is from RefSeq and is a predicted model, not a curated record. Gene Ontology annotation, cellular component: mitochondrion; ribosome. Lineage: Eukaryota; Metazoa; Arthropoda; Insecta; Hymenoptera; Megachilidae.
GUCGCAGGAAAUUCCUACUACGAAUGUCGGGUAAUUGAAUUAUUGCAGAUAUCAAGAGUUUUAAGAGAUAUAUUUAAAUAAAAAAACAAUGUCAUUGAUAUUAAAUAAAUUAUUCUUAGCUGGAUCAAUUUUUCGAAGUAAUCUAACUGCAAAAGUUAUUUCUACGAAAUUCAUACGUUCUACGUCUACAAAUUCUAACGAGGUAGAUGUAAUAGAAGAGAAUGGAAUAAAAUAUCCAGUUUUGAAUGUUACAAAAGACAGAACUAAAAUUAUUCCUGCUGAAACUAGUAUACAAUAUUUACAGAGUACUGCUUACAAACUAACUUAUGGAGACUAUCCAGUGUGGAAGUUUUAUAGGCGCAAUUUUAAAGGACAGUUUGCACCGAAAAAGACAAGGAAAAUGUGCAUUAGAGGUGGAGUGAUUUCCACUGGUAAUCCUUGUCCAAUCUGUAGAGAUGAAUAUUUAGUUCUUGAUUACCGUAAUGUUGAGUUGUUAAAACAGUUUAUUUCCGAAUACACUGGAGAAAUCUUAAGUUAUAGUUAUACUGGUAUUUGUCAAAGAUCUCAUAAUAAUCUUCUUGCUGCUAUAAUGAAAGCAAGGGACUAUGGAUUACUUACAUAUGAUGUUCAUUAUAGGUAUUAUGAUCAUUCAGAGUGGCAAAAUUAAUUAUUAAAUUUUAA